Monodelphis domestica (gray short-tailed opossum) is the source of this 4426-nucleotide messenger RNA. The record is from RefSeq and is a predicted model, not a curated record. Lineage: Eukaryota; Metazoa; Chordata; Mammalia; Didelphimorphia; Didelphidae.
CGUUCCGCUUUACGGCCGCCUGGAGUGGGUGGGGCAGGAGACUUCUGGGGGAAAAGGUUUCAGGGUAGGGAGGCGAGGAGGUUUGUUUGCAGCCAGCCGUAAGUGAGGGACGAGGCCGCGCGACAACUGCUGGAGGGCCACGGAGGAGGCGGCGCAGCGCGGUCCGGCCCGGACCUGCCCGCCAUGAGGCCGCAGCAGGCGCCCGUGUCCGGCAAGGUCUUCAUACAGCGCGACUACAGCAGCGGCACCAGGUGCCAGUUCCAGACCAAGUUUCCAGCCGAGUUGGAAACCCGGAUUGACCGACAGCAGUUUGAAGAAACAGUUCGUACUCUAAAUAACCUUUAUGCAGAAGCAGAAAAGCUUGGGGGCCAAUCGUAUCUUGAAGGCUGUUUAGCUUGUUUGACAGCAUAUACUAUCUUUUUGUGCAUGGAAACACAUUAUGAGAAGGUUCUGAAGAAAAUCACCAAAUAUAUUCAGGAACAGAAUGAGAAGAUAUAUGCUCCCCAAGGCCUCCUUCUAACAGACCCAAUUGAGAGAGGACUUCGUGUUAUUGAAAUUACCAUUUAUGAAGACAGAGGCAUGAGCAGUGGGAGAUAAACCAUGGAGUCAAAGGUAAAUAACAAAUUAGAGGCCCAUUUUUUAAAAUUUUCUGAACAUUCAGAAUAUGUAGAAUUUUUCUUCCCCACUGCAUGGAAGUAGAAAACCUUUUUAAACCUUGUAUGGGAGAAUCAUCAAUAGUUGCUACAUAUAGUUGAAUGGUGUUGUCUUUAAAUAAGUAAUUAUAUUAGUAUAAUAUGUAAAAGCUGGCUUAAUCAACAUUAAAUUUGGUUAGAUAGAAAUCUAAAUCUAAUUUUGUCUAUAUUGUGUCAGAUUAUUUUUAUAUAUUAGACUAGCCUCCUCACAUGACUGCUCAGGCCCUGCCAUCAAUCAGUUCACAUAGAAAUGUGAGUACCAGCAAUUCAAUUCAACAAACGUUUGUUAAGGACUUACUAUAUGCAGGGCAUUUGGGAUAUAAAGAAAGGCAAGCCUAAGGGCUUUGGGAUACAUGUGUGUUGGGGAGGGACAUGUGCUUUAUUUGCUAUCUAAUGUUUAUGUUUAGAGAAGUCACUUUAGCUGGUCUAGUAAACUGUACAUUGGCCUCAAGAGGGAGAUAAAAUGGAUAGAGAGCUGACUCUACCCAGGAUGUCCCAGGUUCACAUCCCAACUCUGCCACAUGCUGGCUAUGACCCUGGGAACAAGAGAACAAAACCUCUCUACACCCAAAGCAGCUCUCAAACCAUUGCAGAGAAGGGCCUAAUCUACCUUGGAAAAGAGAGUUUUCUCUUCUGUAAAGUCACAGGGCCAGUUCCUGACCCAACCUGUGAAACUAAAUAUCACUGUCUGCCCUUCAGGAAUAUCAAGUAAAUAAGUAAGUUACUAUUACCAAAAGAUCUGUAACUCCCAUCAUGCUGUGGCCCUCCUACUGUUCUGAACUGUUCUUUAGUUCUCUGAAACCCUGAGCUACCUCCAGCCGGCCAUGGUGCAACAGCACCUCCUUCAGAGGAGAAAGUGCUAGUGUUCCUCGCUUCUGCCAAUUUCUCCAAAUUGUGGCAAAUCUUUGAAGAGGUUGAAUUCUGGGUUCCCCUGAAGAUCUGCUCUUGAUAGCUUUCUCAACUGGUUGCUGUCAUGGACUAGUGCCCUGCACAGUGGCAGAGUAUAGCAAAGAUAGACAGGUUUUUCCCAGAUGUGGGAGGGUCCACAUAGAAAACAGAUUUUCAUGGAGUUUAAAUGCUCUAAUUUUCCCUCCUUUGCCUCAGGAUUUUUUCAACACUUUUGAAGAACAAAGCUAUUAGUGGCUUCCACACAGUUUAUUUACAACUCUGGAUCAAGUUAGACUCAUUCUUUUCAAAAAACUGUCUAACCUGGCAUCAGAAAAUAUUGCCUGAAUUUAUUUUCCUUAAAACCCAAAGAUGUAAAUGAUGAUACUUGUGUCAAUAAUUUAUUUCUUAUAAGAAAGACUUAGAUAGCAUAUUUUGUGAUAUGUAGUGUUACUUGUCUAUACAGUUUUUGAUUUACAAUUUCCUAACAGAUUUCUAAAAAUGAACAAUCAGAAACCUUAUGUGUGGUUUUUGUUACAUGCCAUUGAAAUAAGUUUAUCAAUUGCAGCUGCGUUAACUUGGCAAAAUUCGUUUGUCAUGACUCAUUUUGCAGCUAUUAUUGCUAAACAGAAUGUUUUUCUGAGGUAGUAUGGGGUUUAGAGCAAUUACACACAAGAGGCUAAUCUAUCAAUCUUCAAACAACUGUGAAAUUUUUGAAAUAGUAAAGAUUUACAUUAAGAACUUCUGGAUAGUUUCAUGAAUUGCAAAUAUUUUUGUUCAACACAAUUGUGUUUUUAAAGCUGUAUGUUUGUCAGAGGCAGAUCCCAAUAUGGGCUGGGAUUAUGUCAAACAGCUGUAUGAAUGAAUGUGUGUGAGGGUCUGUGAAAGUAUACUUAAUGCUUCACCAGUCCCUGCACAUAUACUCCCUGGAUCAAAUCUGCAGGUUGUCCAGAAAUUAAAGUUCAUUUGGGGAGAUUAAAUGUAUAUUCUAACAAAAGAAUGCACAAUAGAAAAAUGACCUUCUAUUAAAGUAUCAUUUUUGUCACUGUACAAUUUAGUUUUUGUAAAGCACCAUGGAAAGCAUUUUGCAAAUAUGCCAGUACUCUCACAGCCCUGUGAGGUACCUACCAUUAUCUCUCUCAGGUUUCUCAUGUGAAAAAGAGAAGUGAUUUGCCCAGUGUCACAAUAAAAAAGUAACUUCAGAAAUCUGAAAUUUUGGUUUCUACACCAUUCUACUAGACGAAAUAUUAGCUAGUGCAAAUCCAGAAAAACCCCUAGGUAGACUCCCCUAACAAAAUAGAACUACUCUAUGAGCAUGUCAGUUGGUUCAGAAGAGAGAAAUAAAAGUACACUUUAAUAUUUCUUUAUAGCUUUCUAAUACCUCAUGUUGGUUCCUUUUUUCAGAGUCCACAUAAGAAUGGGACUCUCUUCUGUCCACCGGCCAACUGCAGAGUAUCCCCUACCUCCUCUCCAAGCAUCAUUCCUUUGUAUCUGCUGCCAGAGCCAUGGUGCCAUUCUACUCCAAGGACUAACUUUCUAAAAUUCCGCUCCUGGGGUGACAUCUAGUCACUCAGCAUCCACUUUGUGUCUUUAAACUGUGUAGGACUCUGUAAUCUUUGUAGUUAUUUCUGGGAAAAUAUAAUGAAGCAUUUAACUUUUUAAAUUCAAAACAAUUUAAUAAAAUGAGCUGGGUAAAUGAGCCCAAUCCAAAAUCCAUUUCUUGUUUGCCACCACGACUAUUGUUUCCACUCAAUAGUUUUGCUGUCAUACCAGGUGUUUUUUUUUAUUUCAGCAAGUCAUAUCAAGGGUUGGUUUCAUUUCUCCUGAAUUGGAGAAUGCCUUUUCUUCAGGGUAUGGUUUUUGAUGAGGGGGUAAACCAUGCCUGUGGCCUGCUGAUACAUCUAGACCUCAAGGAAUUCACAGGAUUGUGAGAAGAUCUGUUUCUACUCUUAGUUUCUCAUACUGAAGAAGCUCAUUGGAAAGAUAAUGUAUAACGCUAUUUGUUUUUAAUGUAGCACUUAUUACUAAGUGAACCAGUAUUUCAUGUGAUUUCCCGUUACCUUGAUUCUCCUUUGAGAAUUUUAUAUCAUUACUGCAUUGCCAUGAACAUUGGGAGGAUAUAGUAUGUGUUCUUUAUUUUAUUAAAACUAUGUAAGCACAAUAAAGUGGAUGCUAAACCAUCAAACCUAUAGACAUCCUUGCUCUGUCCCUUGAUGUGUGAUAAGCAAGUGUAAUGAAUAUUUUCCGUAUGGCUUUAUUAUAAAUAUAACUUUUGGGGGGAAAUUUUGGUAGGAAUAAUACUGUAUGUGCUUAUUUUUAACUAUUUCCACUAGCAAGACUUAUGAAUCUUAAACCUUUCUUGAAUUCAGUAUUCAGGAUGCACAUAGUGUAAUAAUUAGUUCAGGUAAAAUAACAUGAAUGUUUCCUGAGUAAAAUUCCCCCAAAUCUUAAGUUAAUAUUUGUUUUUCUUCUACGUACUUUCUUCAUGACAGUGUUUCCCAAGACCUUGAAAUUAAGUUAAUCAUUAUGGCGUGAGAACAUUGUUCUUUGGAAAUAGCUAAGGGAUUUACUAGAAAAGAAUGGAAGAAUUUAAAGUUCUACUUUAAGUGAUAUUGUAGGUGCUAAUACUGGAUCUAAUCUUCCAGAUUUAAUUUCUUUUAUGAAUUUGUUAGUCAUUUACCUAAAUCCCAGAGGCGUAAUAUUUUAAUUGUAUAAAAACCUUUUUGUUUUUCUAUAGCUUGUAACAGUAUGUCUGUCUGCCUUUCACACCCAUUGCAAUAACUUUGCCCAAAUAUUAAUGCAUUAGUAAAACUUUUCUUAAAUAAAUUGUCUGUUAUAUUUGCUUGAUA